This is a messenger RNA of Paramecium sonneborni, 1474 nucleotides long. The record is from the annotation of a GenBank genome assembly. NCBI's taxonomy places the organism in Eukaryota, Ciliophora, Oligohymenophorea, Peniculida, Parameciidae.
AUGAUUACUACUGAAAUCAAUUCAAAAGACCCAAUAGUCGACAUAGAUCAAAAUGAGUAAUAAGAAGAAGAUAGAGAAAAUAAAGUAAAGAAAUUGAUUAAGUAGAGUCCAAAUGAAUUAAUUGUAAUAUAAGUACAAAAACAAUAAGAAUAAUAAGAGAUCUAAUAGUUUGACAAAUAUUAAUUAAAGAAGAAGGAGAUGGAAAGAUUGGAAAGAAUCAAAAAGUACUUACUUCAAGAUCAUUAUCUAAUAGAAUACCAAUCACAUUGAAAAGAUAGCUUUCUACAAUCAAUGAAUUAUCAGACCAAUCCAUUAAUAAUAGUUGUUCUCCUUAAAUUGAUGUAGAUCAUCAUAAAUCCAAAAAAUCUAAUAAAGAUGUAAGAAUCAAUUCAGCUAAGUAGUUUCUCUUUUAAAUCCAAGAAGAAAACAAAUAAACAGAACCUAUUUAAAUUGAUAAGUAAAAAUAGCAAAAAAAGAAAUUUAAAAAGAAAAAGAAAAAAAAACAAAAAACAUCUAACUAAUUAACUUAAUCCUCUUUACCUCUUCAUGAAAUUAAAUAUUAAUAAAAUAUGAAUUUCAAAUAUUAUUUUCGAGAUUAAAGAAUAGAUUGUAGUUGGAAAUUAUUGUUUACUUACUUUACUAUCAUAAUAUUUAGUAAUAUUAUACUUUAAACUAUUGAAAUAAUAAGAUAUUCUUAAAGUGUAUGUAAACUUGAAGGCAUAGAAAAUAUAUUUAUUUAUGCUAAUCAAUUAUUCUAUAUCUUAGGAAAAAUUGGAUUAUUAAGUUUAAAUUAUUAAGAGUUUACAAAUACAUUACCUACUAAAUCUAAAAUCCCUUUAUUUAAUUUAGUAAUUUUUAGCUCAAUUUUUGUUGUAUUAUCAAUGCCUUUAUAUGUUUUUGACUUUGUACUCUGUUAACCAAGGAAUAAAUUUAUAACACUUUAAGAGAGUCUAUAGAUUUUAAACUAUUUUGAUUGGGGAAUGAUUUCAGUUUUAUCCAUUAUUAUUUUAAUGCAUUCUUGCCUUAAAAUUUAAAUGAAAAAAAGAACAUGGAAAACUUUGAAGUAAAUCAUUCCAAAAUUAAUAGAAAAUUUCUUAAAGUCAUUUAUUAUCUAUUAUUAAUCCUUGUUCAUUUAUUACAAAUAUUAGUUACUGUAACCUAAACAUUCACAUCUUUUUUGCCUGCUAUGAUAAUGGAAAAUUUUUAUCUUUGUUUCUCCAUUUUAGCUAUGAUCUAUUUAUCUAUUAGAAAAUUUUAUUUUCAUUUAGAACCCUUUCAAUUUACACAUUAAAAGUUAACUAAUGAACCUAUGAUAUUGAUUUCUGAUGAUAAAAUAAGCAAUUGGGCAUAAGAUGAUAAAUUCUUUUAAAAUGACUCUAUCAAAUUAAGUAAAAGAGCUAAACUUAGUCCUUCAACAAGUUAAUUAAACAGUCUUCAAAUUACGCAAACAAAUUUUCUUGCUAAAAAAGACUGA